This is a messenger RNA of Penicillium brasilianum, 1628 nucleotides long. Lineage: Eukaryota; Fungi; Ascomycota; Eurotiomycetes; Eurotiales; Aspergillaceae. The record is from the annotation of a GenBank genome assembly.
ACCCCCUCCCCGUAAAUGGAGAUUUGAGAGAAUGGAAUUGGGUCAGCCUCUCUCUCGUCCUGGGUUCUCCCCUCCCCGCCAGCCAUGGCCGAGGAAUUCACUCUCUUCCCUCAACUCCCUCCCGAACUCCGCCGCUUGAUCUGGAAAGCAUGUCUCCCCAAAACCCGCAUCUUCGAUCUCAUGCUCCCCUGCUUCGUCUACGACGAUUCCCACUGUCGCGGGUCCGGCUGGGCAUCCCGCGAAACCUGGAGACCGCCCGUGAUCACCCGGGUAUGUUGGGAAUCCCGAGCCGUCGCCCAUGAAACGGGCCGGGUGCUGUUUCAAGAGGACGAUUCCCAUGUCCCGAAUUACAUUAAGAGUAUAUGGUCGGACGCGACGACGGACAUCGUGGCGCAGUAUUGGGCCCCGGGCCUCGAGGGAGUCGUAUUUUGGCCACUGGACAAUCCGGAUCCGUACUUUUUCCAUUUCGCGGAUCAAUAUUCGGGGGCGAUGAUUGCCGAGACGAGGUUGAGGGGUGCGUUGAGUUUGAGGACCGAGACAUUUGACUGGGUGAAUUUGCGCCAACUCAAAGAGUGGUUGGUUUGUUUGGAGAUGUCGGUGAUCAUCCAUCUUUCGCGGAAGGAGUUGCUUCUGUCCGGCUUGUUCGGGCACUUGGGAGAGGAGUAUAUCCAACUGGUCGAUCCGACGGAUACGCAGACGUUGAAGAAAUUCCAUCAUCUGGCAUUGACGUCGAGUCAACAAUUACCCGAAACGAUCCAACUCUUUGAUGAGCUUUUCACUCCGAAAUUCCAGUACAAGAUUCGCAAUUGGACGCGCGAUACGAUGACUCGAUGGCUGUAUCAGGCUUGGGUGCACGCUGACCGCGCGGAGUAUGCGAGUAUCGAACACCCCGAGCAAGUCUGGCUCGGACCGAGUACGCCGGGGAUGGAUGGGAAGCCGUUCAACCCGCUCACCCCGGAGUCGUACAGAUAUGACAUGUAUUUUGGCAUGUCGGAUCAAGUGCACUUUGCGUAUAAUGAGAAACAUCCCUGGGUGAAGGAGAAGCUUGCGCAGGCACCGAGAUUUUAUCCUCGGAUUAUGAUCCGUCCGUGUAUAAAGAGAUGCUGGCUUCCUCGGACUCCGCCUCGACGCGGGAGCCCGAGAGGGCAUUACCGAGCGGGGAGCAGGUGAAAGCGGACUCGGUGGUCCUUCAAUGCCAUUUUCUACUAAGGAUAAAGCUGGUUCCAAACGACAUGGAUUGAGAAUAAUGCCAUGCUGUUUGAUUGGGGGUAUGUCUGCAAAGAGCCGACAAGUGGUUGAUUGGGCAUCCAUCAUGGCAGUGCCAGACCAGACUAUGCUAUUUGCGUCCGGGCCAUGAUGGAUAAUUAGCUGGUGCACACCAAUGAAUCCAUAUGGCAGGAGCGAGAUGUAUGCAUGCAGUGGGUUAAAGACCCUUACUUCUUGCUCUUUCCUCCGCUUUCCAGUUCCUCUGCUUCAUUCUACUCCUCCAUUACAUCUGAACACUCAAACGAUACCUCUGCUUCUUCCAUUUCCAUCACUAACUCCGCCUUCCGCUUCCCGCCAGGUGAUGCUAUCAAUAUUACGAAUCUAACGCCCUUGAGAAAUCCUCUAACAUAAUCACUCAAAUU